GUUUACACUGGCUAGGGGUUGGUCGGUCACUUUCCAAGUACCUACUACCUACCUAGGUACUUAAGCAGGCAACACUAGCCAGCCCACCAGUCACGGCGCUGUGAUCUCUCCGAUGAGCGCCUCAACCCACCACCGUGCCGCCUUCUCCAUUAGGGACAAAUGUGUGAGACAGCCAGCCAGGGCAACGCGCUUUUCUGAUGCCACAUAAUCCCAUAACAUCCCACCCAUGACGGAUCUUGCACGCAUCCUGCCGCAUUUCCCGACCAGUCAAUAUGCGAAUCUCAUCCCGAGUCUGGAAAAGCAUCAGGUCACAACCAGCGAGCUGCUGACCCUCGAGGCAGCAGACAUUGGCAAACGGACGCAGCUGCCCCUGCUGGAUGUCAAGAGGCUGUGCGGCGCCGUCUUGACCGCGUUGCAUGCGGACCUGGGCGUGGAGGAUCGGGAGCCUGAUGCGAGAGCCGAGGCUUCAAAGCAACAACCACAGCAACAUCAACACCAGUGGUCCAAGAUCAGCACACUCGACCCCGUCAUCGAUAAGCUCCUCGACGGUGGCGUACGGACGGGACACGUCACGGAACUAGCGGGCGAGGCCGGAGCCGGCAAGACGCAGUUCCUCCUCGCCCUGCUCCUCGCCGUGCAGCUCCCACCGCCGCAUGGCAUUGGCCGUAAUGCCCUCUACAUAUCAACCGAGGCGUCCUUGUCAACGCGCCGUCUCACGCAGAUGCUGAACAACAACCCCAUCUUCAGAUCCAAGAACAUCCCGUUCAGCGAGAGACCGUCACUCGACAACAUCGUCAGCACCACCACGCCGGACUUGGAAUCCCAGGAGCACAUCCUCACCUACCAGGUGCCGGUCGAGGUGGAGCGCCGUAAUAUCGGCCUCAUCGUCCUCGACAGCGUGGCGGCCAACUACCGCGCCGAGUUUGACCGGUCGGUUAGGAACCACUCGGGCGCGCUCGGCAGUGCGGCAGGCGAGGGCGGCAGCAAGAGUGUCGGCCAGAACAUGGGCGCCCGUAGCGCGGAGCUCGUCCGGCUGGGGCUGCUGCUGCGGGACCUGGCCAGGAACCACGACAUCGCCGUGGUGGUGUCGAACCAGGUUGCAGACCGCUUUGACCGGGCGGGCACCCCGGCGCUGCCUAAGAAUCCGCCGCCGGGCUACGGUAAGAACGUCGCCUCGGGUGGUGGCCGUGGCCCGCCCAUGCGCAAUCACGAGAGCUCGCCGUUGGCGGCGCGGAGUAAGGAUCCGAACCAGCCGCCCCUGCCACACGUCGAGCCGACGUCGUCGAUGGCCGACGCGCUGCCAGCGUCGAGCAUGUCCUACGGGGAUAAAGAGGACGCCGAACCUCCCCCGGAGAGACGGCCGCCACCACCGCCCAUGGACGACAUGUCUCGCCUGCCUGCGCCGCCCGCGCUGAACUUUGACCACCAGCAGAGGUGGUUUACAGGGUGGGGGGACGAGCCAUGGCCCUCGUCGAUGCACUCGCUCAAGACCCCCAGUCUCGGUCUGGUCUGGACGACCCAGGUAGCCUGUCGGAUCGCGCUGGUCAAGGCCCCGCGGUACGGCAGGUCACGGUAUCAUGUCGAUGAUGAUGCUGGUGGGACAGGGACACCCACGCUCAAGACGUGGAGGAGGUGGAUGAAGGUCGUCUUCGCACCGCACGUGGCCGCGGCGGGGCCCGGUCUGGAUGGAGCAGCCGAGUUCGAAAUAAACAUGGGUGGUUUGAAGGGCGUAGUCAGAUGAGUUCGCUGUGGUGUGGUGCACGGGGAUACAAUUACGGAAUGGAGGGACAGGCUGUAUACAAAAGACACGCGAGGAAGUCCACAUACGGCGUCUGAUCUCGGUGUUUAGAAGACACUAAUUAUGAUCACAAAACAAUAGACCGUAUCAGGCAAGGUUCUACUGUCCACGGGUACGUAGAGGCGGGCCGCGAUACCAUAGCAUCAGCUUUUCCCGACGUUUACGGGCUGUUUGCAUAUGUGAAAACGUCACAGGCAUCACGGUCAUCACGGCCGAUGAACAGACCUUGCAAACGAGUUUGAGAACGAAAGCAUGUGCUGACG
Messenger RNA from Diaporthe batatas, 2061 nucleotides. RefSeq lists its product as uncharacterized. The coding region runs from base 227 to 1741 and encodes 504 amino acids. The transcript has a single exon. The record is from RefSeq and is a predicted model, not a curated record. NCBI's taxonomy places the organism in Eukaryota, Fungi, Ascomycota, Sordariomycetes, Diaporthales, Diaporthaceae. Gene Ontology annotation, molecular function: DNA strand exchange activity; ATP binding; double-stranded DNA binding. Gene Ontology annotation, biological process: DNA repair; DNA strand invasion; DNA recombinase assembly.